AUGAUUCUAGUUCUAAUUUUCACCACACUUCUUGCCAUUCUAAUAGUCAGACACUACCAAAAAGUUCGAAAGCUUCCACCCGGACCAAUCACUCUCCCAUUAAUCGGAAACAAUCCCCAAAUUGUGUACUACUCGUGGAAGAACAAUGGAAUCGUCCCGGCGUUUGAAUAUUUUCGAAAAAAGUAUGGAAAUGUGUUUACUUUAUGGUUGGGACCAUUCCCUCAUGUUAGUAUCGCCGAUUUUGAGACCAACCAUGAGGUUUUUGUGAAAAAUGGAAAUCGUUAUAAGGACAGAUUUUUGAGUCCAAUUUUCGAAGAGCUUCAAGAAGACCACGGACUAGUUUUUGCCAAUGGAGAGAAGUGGGCGGAGUUAAGAAAAUUCACAAUGGUCACUUUCCGAAACAUGGGUGUGGGAAAUGAAAUCAUGGAGGAGAAAAUUAUGGAGGAACUCGAUGCAAGAUGCGCUGAUCUGGACAACGAAGCCAUAGAUGGAAAGACUGUUGUUGAACACGGAAAGCUUUUCGAGCUCAUGGUUGGAAGUGUUAUAAACAGUUUAUUAGUUGGAAACCGAUUCGGAGAGGAUAACAAGGAAGAGUUUCUCCAUAUAAGACACCUUAUAGAAACCUUCAAUGAAGUGUUUACAACUUUCGAUAUGAUUAUGCCUGUUUGGGUUCUUAAGACCUUUUUCCCAACUCGAUAUGCGAUAGCUGCAGAUGGGAUGAACGCUAUAAAGGAUUAUGUUGGAAGGGUCGCCGAGAAAAGAUUCGAAGAAGUAAAAUCCGGAAAAUAUGUUCUGGAGGAAACCAAUCCUAAAGACUACGUAGAUGCGUUUUUGAUCAAAAUUCAAAAGGAGAAAGAUCAUCCAGCGUAUACAAUGAAAUCUCUCAAAUACGUUUUAUUGGAUCUGUGGUCUGCUGGACAUGACACUACAGCAACCACACUGAUUUCUGGAUUCAACCAAUUCAUGCAUCAUCCAGAAGUUGUCAGAAAAUGUAGAGAAGAACUUUUGAGAUUAACCGACGGUGGGUCCAGACCGUUGAGUUUAAAAGAUAGGGCGGAUUCCCGAUAUCUCAACGCGACAAUCGCUGAAAUUCAAAGGCAUGCUUCGAUUCUGAAUGUGAACUUUUGGAAGACCAGUGAUGCUCCAACAAAGGUAAAUGGGUACGAGCUGGAUGCCGGAGAGAUUCUUACUGCACAAAUGAGUGCACUUCAUGUUAAUGAGGACAUUUUCAAACAUGCCGGGGAGUUCAUGCCGGAGAGAUUCUUGGAAAAUGAGAAACUGAUCCAUCAACUGAUCCCAUUCGGAAUCGGGAAACGAUCUUGUGUUGGAGAGAAUUUAGCAAGAGCGGAGUUGUUCAUGCACUCGUCGAGCUCUAUCAUAUUUGAUUCAGUUGGUUUAAAAAUAAUUAUUCUGAAAGAAGCAAUGGCAAGGCCCGCGAAGCCCGGGAAAGGCCCGGAUUACAAGUAUUCGGAAAUCUCCUCCUCCGGUAUAAUAUUCAACCUCACGGAAAACUGCCCUCUACAGCUGACCAACUUCCGUUCAGCGCUGUAA
Caenorhabditis briggsae is the source of this 1551-nucleotide messenger RNA. The record is from RefSeq and is a predicted model, not a curated record. Gene Ontology annotation, biological process: xenobiotic metabolic process. Gene Ontology annotation, cellular component: cytoplasm; intracellular membrane-bounded organelle. The transcript is spliced from 7 exons. Lineage: Eukaryota; Metazoa; Nematoda; Chromadorea; Rhabditida; Rhabditidae. Gene Ontology annotation, molecular function: heme binding; oxidoreductase activity, acting on paired donors, with incorporation or reduction of molecular oxygen, reduced flavin or flavoprotein as one donor, and incorporation of one atom of oxygen; iron ion binding. Bases 1 to 1551 code for a protein of 516 amino acids.